AUGGGCGGCACGCGGUACGAGGGGCAAGGGUUCCCUUUCGGCGGCGUCGGCGUCGGCGAGGAGGACGAGGAAGAAGAAGACGAGCCCGAUGCAGACCUUGUGCGUGCUGCCGAGCCGCCGAGACCGAGAUCCAGGUGCGCCCUCGCCCCGCUCUCCCCCUUCUCCCGUACCGGCGCUCACGCAGCUUGCGCGCACAGGGACGACCUCGACCAUAUCGCCGCCUCCCUCCCGCCACCUCCUUCCGCCCUGUCCAACUCGUCCCACGGCGACGACACCGAGGAGGACGACGACGACGCCAACGCCCCGCCCGAUUUUACCGCCCGCAUCCCGCUCGUCGGCUCGUCGCACAACCCUCGGCGCGCCCACCGCGUCGCGCACCCAGACCGGUCGUCGAGCUCGGGCGGUGCAGGGUUUUCGCGCAGCCGCGGCGGGCCGCUCGGCGGCAUUAUCACCGGGCGACGGUGGGCGGCGGGCAUGAGCGCCAAGGAGCGCGCGCUGUGGCGCUGGGUCAACGUGGGCGACCUCGACGGGUUCCUCCAGCAGGUGUACCUGUACUACGUCGGCAAGGGCAUCUGGGCUAUCGGGCUCGAGCGCACGCUCAACCUCCUGACGGUCGGCUGGGUCAUCGGCUUCGGCACGUUCCUCAUCGGCUGCAUCGACUAUCCGCGACUUUGGCACUCGAACCACCUGUCCGACGUCGUCAUCCCGAGGUGCACGAGCCGCAUGUCGGGCUUCACCUUGCUCGUCUUCAUCAUCGUCGCGGCCUUCUACGCCUGGCGCGUCGUCCGUUUCGGCAUGGGCGUCCGCCGGCUGUGGGAGAUGCACGAGUUCUACACCGAGCUGCUCGAGGUACCCGAGAGCGACAUCCAGACGAUCCCGUGGCACGCCAUCGUCGCCCGCCUGUCCGACCUGCGCGCGAGCCACCCGUCGGCGCUCUCGACGCGAGGCCCGAACGGCCAGCCGACCGAGCGCCUCGACGCGCACGACGUCGCCAACCGCAUCAUGCGCGAGGAGAACUACCUCAUCGCCCUGUUCAACAAGGGCCUCCUCGACCUGUCGCUGCCGCUGCCCGGCCCGCUGCGGAGCACGGUCGGGCGCGUGCUCGGCAAAUCGCGGUUCGGCAAGAGCAUGCUCACGCAGACGCUCGAGUGGAACUUGAGCUUCUGUCUGCUCGGGUUCCUGUUCGGCAAGGACGGCCAGGUGAGGAGGGCCUUCCUGAGCGAGCGCAACAAGCGCGAGCUCGUCGAGACGCUACGUCGUCGUUUCAUCCUCAUGGCCGGGAUCAACGCCGUGUUCGCGCCAUUCAUCGUCCUGUACCUCGUCACGUACUCCUUCUUCCGCUACUUCGAGGAAUACCACAAGAACCCGUCGUCGAUCGGCUCGCGCCAGUUUACGCCGCUCGCGCGGUGGAAGUUUCGCGAGUUCAACGAGCUGCCGCACCACUUCCAGCACCGCCUCGCGCUCGCCCACCCUCUUGCCGACCAGUACAUCAACCACUACCCCAAGGCCAAGACGGUCCUCGUGUCGCGCUUCGUCGCCUUCCUCGCCGGCUCGUUCGCGGCGGUCCUCAUCCUGUUUUCGCUCAUCGACCCGGACGCGUUCCUCCACUUUGAGAUCACGCCCGGCCGCACCGUCCUGUUCUACAUCGGCGUAUUCGGCACCGUUCUUGCCGUCGCGCGCGGCAUGGUCCCCGACGAGAACCGCGUCGUCGACCCCGAGGAGCUCAUGCGCGGCAUCGUCGAGCACACGCACUACUUGCCCGCCGAAUGGAAGGACAACCUGCACUCGUCCAAGGUCCACGUCGCGUUCGGCAAGCUCUUCCAGAUGAAGAUCGUCCUCUUCGUGCAAGAGCUCCUGUCGGUCCUCAUCACGCCGUUCGUCCUGUGGUACUCGCUCCCCGACUGCGCCGGUCCUGUCGUCGACUUCUUUCGCGAGUUCACCGUGCACGUCGACGGGCUCGGCUACGUCUGCUCAUUCGCCGUGUUCGACUUCAAGCGGCACGGCGACGCCAAGUCGGCGAUGCGGCGGCGGGGCAGGGCAGCGCGGCGGCAGCAGCAGCAGCAGCAGCAGGAGCAGGAGGGGCCGAGCCGCCGCAGAAGAAGGCGCGCUACAUCCCCAACCGCGACGACCAGGACAAGGUCAAGCGCAUGCUCGCCAUCAUCGAGGGCCCGCAGUACGGUCACGUCGUCGGCCCGAACGAGAUCAAGACGGAAAAGCAGGGCGGCGCGUACCACAACCGCGAGACGGUCUUGCGAGGCGAGCGCAUCAACGUGCGUCCCUCCUUUCCCUUGCCCCGCUCCUCGUCUGGCCGAGCGCACAACCUGA
Molecule: messenger RNA, 2325 nt
Organism: Rhodotorula graminis WP1
Lineage: Eukaryota; Fungi; Basidiomycota; Microbotryomycetes; Sporidiobolales; Sporidiobolaceae
Exons: 9
Coding region: 1-2325 (774 amino acids)
Biological process (GO): autophagy of mitochondrion; protein localization to phagophore assembly site
Cellular component (GO): phagophore assembly site; autophagosome
Source: RefSeq, a predicted model, not a curated record